CCAUUUUUUCUCAACACUUCUUUUUACAGACAGCAAAAGGGCUAAUUGCUAGUCUACUUGAAAGAUAGAAAUAUGGCUAUGGACCUUGAGCUUGAUGAUGAUGUAUUCUUUGCACGCAUACGCAAACAGAUCAAUCUCUUAAUCACAGAUGAAGAUGAAAAUAACCCUAUCUCACUUUCCUCUUCUGUUUCUUUUCAGAGUUUGUUCAGCGAAAACUACCAAACAUUAGCAACACCAUAUAUGAUGUACCAUGUGCAGAAUUACAACCUAAUUAGAGAGAGAAAAGGGACAGGAGUGUUCAUCCCGAGAUGUUCUCAGCCAAGAAAGAAACAAAAUAAUCAUCCUCAUCGGAAGAAGCAAGGGAGUUUCGGUUCCCUCGUCCCCAAGCAACAGUUUCCUCAUUAUGUUUAUGACAAUAACAACUCCACAACUCUCAACAAUAACCAGGAACCCAUCACCCUUCAUCAUGCAGCUUCAACUAAUCCAAGAAGAACCUUCAGAGAUGCAGCAUAUCUCUUUACUUAGCCUCAAAUCAAGAUUCAAGAAAUGGAUUUUGUGUCAUUAACUAUAUAACUGAUUAUUCAUAUUCAUAGAUUUGAUGUUUGUAAAAUCAGCAAAUAAUAAGAAUGAAGGAGGAACCAUCAAUCCAAAUGGAUUUGGUGCAAUUUAUGCAACUCUAUACAGAAAUUUAUUCA
Messenger RNA from Brassica oleracea var. oleracea, 695 nucleotides. RefSeq lists its product as uncharacterized. The transcript is spliced from 2 exons. The record is from RefSeq and is a predicted model, not a curated record. Bases 73 to 525 code for a protein of 150 amino acids. NCBI's taxonomy places the organism in Eukaryota, Viridiplantae, Streptophyta, Magnoliopsida, Brassicales, Brassicaceae.